AUGGCAGCAGGAAGUGGAAAGAGACGCAGAAGGAAGUUACAGUUAAGCAAGCUUUUCACACUAACAUUUGCUAAAGCUUGUUUCAAGCCAGACCAUUCACGUAUUGGACGAUCUGGUUUCUCUCGUGUGGUUAUCUGUAACCAACCUGAUUCCCCUGAAGCAAAUUACUGUGACAACUACGUCAGGACCACCAAGUACACUCUCACCACUUUCUUCCCUAAAUCACUGUUUGAGCAAUUUAGGAGAGUAGCCAAUUUCUACUUCCUUGUUGUUGGGGUCUUGUCUUUCACUCCUCUCGCGCCUUAUACCGCUGUGAGCGCCAUUGUUCCGCUGACUUUCGUCAUUCUUGCUACUAUGGUUAAAGAAGGUGUAGAAGAUUGGCGCCGGAAACAGCAGGAUAUCGAGGUGAAUAGCAGAAAAGUUAAAGUGCACCAAGGCAAUGGGAAUUUCGAUCUUAGGGAAUGGAAGACUCUAAGAGUUGGGGAUGUAUUGAAGGUCGAGAAAAACGAUUUCUUCCCGGCAGACCUUGUCCUGCUUUCCUCUAGCUAUGAGGAUGCUGUUUGCUAUGUAGAGACAAUGAACCUUGACGGGGAAACAAAUCUGAAACUUAAACAAGGACUAGAAGAUACUCUGCCAUUGCGUGAAGAGCUCAAUUUCAGGGACUUUGAGGCUUUUAUCAAAUGCGAGGAUCCGAAUGCGAACUUGUACUCGUUUGUUGGUACUAUGGAGCUUAAAGGAGCAAAGUACCCUCUCUCACCACAACAGCUUCUUCUGAGGGGCUCAAAACUCAGGAACACAGACUAUAUCUAUGGGGUUGUUAUCUUCACGGGCCCUGAUACAAAGGUUGUCCAGAAUUCAACAGGGCCUCCGUCAAAGAGAAGCAUGAUUGAAAGGAAGAUGGAUAAAAUUAUAUAUCUGAUGUUCUUUGUGGUAGUUUCAUUGGCAUUUUUUGGUUCGGUUUUGUUUGGAAUAUCAACAAGAGAAGACUUCCAGAAUGGCAUCAUGAAAAGAUGGUAUCUGAAACCGGAUGAUUCCGCAAUCUUCUUUGACCCAAAGAGGGCGCCUAUGGCUGCAGUCUGUCACUUUCUAUCGGCUCUAAUGUUAAACAGUUAUUUCAUUCCUAUAUCCUUGUAUGUGUCAAUAGAGAUUGUUAAAGUUCUUCAGAGCUUCUUUAUCAACCAGGAUAUCCAUAUGUACUACGAGGAAGCUGACAAACCAGCACAUGCCCGUACUUCUAAUCUGAAUGAAGAACUUGGGCAAGUGGGUACAAUUCUUUCAGACAAGACAGGAACAUUGACGUGUAACUCCAUGGAGUUCAUUAAGUGUUCUAUUGCUGGGACAGCCUAUGGUCGUGGUGUUACAGAGGUGGAGAUGGCUAUUGGUAGGAGAAAUGGUUCUUCUUUGGUGAAUCAGAGCAAUGAAAGUAGUACCGAGGAUGUUGUUGCUGCAGAACCGACAGUGAAAGGAUUCAACUUUAGAGAUGAACGGAUAAUGAAUGGAAACUGGGUCACAGAAACACAUGCUAAUGUCAUUCAGAAAUUCUUUCAAUUGUUGGCAGUAUGUCAUACAGUCAUACCUGAAGUGGAUGAAGAUACAGGAAAGAUCUCCUACGAGGCUGAAUCACCAGACGAGGCAGCAUUUGUUAUUGCAGCAAGAGAGCUUGGGUUUGAAUUUUUUGUUCGAACUCAGACAACAAUAUCCGUUAGAGAGCUAUACCCGGUGACUGGCGAACGAGUUGAAAGGCUCUAUAAAGUCCUCAACGUUCUUGAAUUCAGUAGCUCAAGGAAAAGGAUGUCAGUAAUAGUGCGCGAUGAAGAUGGCAAACUCCUUUUACUUUGUAAAGGGGCGGACAGUGUCAUGUUUGAAAGAAUUUCCGAAAAAGGUAGAAUGUAUGAAGAGGAAACCCGGGACCAUGUGAACGAGUAUGCUGAUGCGGGAUUGAGAACUUUGAUACUUGCCUAUCGUGAACUCGACGAGAAAGAAUUUGAGCUGUUCACUGAGAGAAUCAGUGAAGCCAAGAAUUCGGUUAGUGCUGAUCGAGAAGCACUGAUAGAUGAAGUCACAGAGAAGAUUGAGAAAGAUUUGGUUCUUCUUGGAGCUACUGCUGUUGAGGAUAAACUCCAAAAUGGGGUCCCUGAAUGCAUUGAUAAGCUUGCUCAAGCAGGAAUAAAGAUUUGGGUUUUGACUGGAGACAAGAUGGAAACUGCUAUCAAUAUUGGCUUUGCUUGUAGUUUGCUCAGACGAGACAUGAAGCAGAUCAUAAUCAACUUGGAGACCCCCGAGAUCCAGCAGUUGGAAAAAUCAGGAGAAAAAGAUGUCAUUGCAGAGGCUUCAAAGGAAAAUGUACUGCGUCAGAUAACUAAUGGAAAGGCUCAGCUAAAGGCGUCUGGUGGAAACUCUGAGGCUUUUGCAUUAAUCAUUGAUGGGAAAUCACUCGCUUAUGCACUGGAGGAUGAUAUGAAAGACAUCUUCCUUGAGCUGGCCAUUAGUUGUGCCUCAGUUAUCUGUUGCCGUUCAUCACCAAAACAGAAGGCCCUGGUAACAAGACUAGUCAAAACCGGAAGCGGUCAGACGACACUGGCAAUUGGUGAUGGCGCAAAUGAUGUUGGAAUGCUUCAAGAAGCAGAUAUAGGAGUUGGGAUCAGUGGAGUGGAAGGAAUGCAGGCUGUAAUGUCCAGCGACAUUGCCAUUGCUCAAUUCAGAUAUCUGGAGCGCUUGUUACUCGUCCAUGGACACUGGUGUUACAGGCGGAUCUCAAAAAUGAUUUGCUACUUCUUCUACAAGAACAUCACAUUUGGUUUCACUCUCUUCUUAUAUGAGGCAUACACAUCAUUCUCUGCUACACCUGCUUACAAUGACUGGUACCUAUCUCUCUAUAGUGUCCUCUUCUCGUCUCUUCCAGUAAUUUGUUUGGGCAUCUUCGACCAGGAUGUAUCUGCACGGUUUUGUCUUAAGUUCCCCGUAUUAUACCAAGAAGGUGUACAGAAUCUACUCUUUAGUUGGCGCCGGAUACUCAGCUGGAUGUUCCAUGGCUUCUGCAGCGCAAUAAUCAUUUUCUUCCUCUGCACAACCUCUCUUGAAUCUCAAGCUUUCAACCACGAAGGGAAAACCGCGGGGAGAGAUAUUCUAGGAGGAACGAUGUACUCAUGUGUGGUGUGGGUUGUGAGUUUGCAGAUGGUAUUAACAAUCAGUUACUUCACAGUGAUCCAACAUCUCGUCGUUUGGGGAUCCGUUGUUAUGUGGUACCUUUUCUUGAUGGUGUACGGAUCCCUUCCAACACGUUUCUCAGCAGAUGCCUAUAUGGUCUUUCUUGAGGCUCUUGCGCCUGCACCUUCUUACUGGAUAACUACUCUCUUUGUCGUGCUAUCCACAAUGUUGCCUUACUUUGUCUUCUCUGCUAUUCAGAUGAGGUUUUUCCCAAUGUCCCAAGGGGCCAUACAGCUGCUUAAAUACGAGGAUCAGUGCAAUGACCCUGGGGAGCUAGAAAUGGUCAGACAGACAUCAGUAAGGCCUGCAUUGGUUGGUUUCACAGCUAGAAUAGAGGCCAUAAAGAGAUCGGUCAGGAGAUCACGUCAGCCACAAUCUUGA
Arabis nemorensis is the source of this 3588-nucleotide messenger RNA. NCBI's taxonomy places the organism in Eukaryota, Viridiplantae, Streptophyta, Magnoliopsida, Brassicales, Brassicaceae. The record is from the annotation of a GenBank genome assembly.